AUGGAGGCUUUAGAAGAGCAACUUCAACACCUUCAAAAACAAAAUGAAGCCCUUCUGUUGCAACUUCAGCAGCAGCAACAACAGAAAUUAAGUGAACAAGACGAAGAAAAAAAGCAGGUUUGUCAAACAACUGAACCACCUUCCUCAGAAGUUCAUCGCGUUACUGUGAAGCUUCCGCCCUUCUGGAAGGACAAGCCGACCCUCUGGUUUGCUCAGGUCGAAGCACAAUUCAUGAUCGCCCAUAUCACCCAGGAAAUAACCAAAUAUUCUUACGUGAUUUCACACCUGGACGAAAGGUAUGCAAAUGAGGUUGAAGAUUUAAUCACCAAUCCACCUGCUAACACACCAUAUACCAUAUUAAAGACAGAAAUUAUUCGCCGCCUGUCAGUGUCAGAAGAGCGUCGUGUGCGCCAGCUUUUAAUGGAAGAGGAGCUUGGCGAUCGUACCCCUUCCCAGUUUCUCCGUCAUCUGCGAUCCUUGGUAGCGUCUUCCUGUCCACGUCCAGGGGAUUCUUCAGACUCAAAAUGGACAAACCGGCCUCAGCACCGACACACUUGCUAUCACAGCGGACAAGAUUAUAGAGGUACAGCCUAAUACCCCACUACUCGCAUCCUCCACCUCUGGUGCGGUCCAUGCCAUUUCUACUCUGCCUGCAACCGUAUCCGACCCAUUUUCCCAGCGGUUGGAUGAACUUUUGCGUCAGAUUUCUGCAAUGCAGAUCGAGAUAAAAUCAAUCAACCAUCAUUCUCGGUCACGAAACCACACUUCAUCUGGUGAUCGUCGCAACCGUUCUUCGUCUGCCAAUUCCACAUCCAGAACCGUAUGUUGGUAUCACCGACGUUUCGGCAACCAAGCCACCAAGUGCACCCAACCCUGUUCGUUCAUUUCAACAAACUCCAACGGCAGUCAGUGA
This is a messenger RNA of Brassicogethes aeneus, 913 nucleotides long. The record is from the annotation of a GenBank genome assembly. Lineage: Eukaryota; Metazoa; Arthropoda; Insecta; Coleoptera; Nitidulidae.